AUGGAUGGGAUGUGGACCCUGCUGGUGUCUGUGGGAGUCCUGUGUUCUGCUGAGCUGGCUGACACUCAGAAACCAUCCAGGGUGUUCUUCCUGAUCUCAAGUCCAGAAGUGUUGCAUGCUGGGAAAAGCACUCUGCUGGCUGUUACGAUCCUCACUGACACCCCUGUGAGGUUGAAGGCUGAAGUGACCAACGGCAAAAUCAAAGUGGAGCAGGAACAAGACUUCCAAGGAGGUUCUACUGACCUCCUCACGCUCCCUCCUAUUUCUGGAGGUUCUAUAGAUCAGGGUUCCUCCUUUAACUUGACAGUGAGUGGCUACCAGGGAGAUGAGCUUAUUUUCACCAACACCUCCUCCCUCAUCUUCAACCUCAGGAGCAUCUCUACCUUCAUCCAAACCGACAGAUCAAAUUACAGACCCGGAGACACGGUCAAACUCAGAGUUGUCUGUGUUCAGUUGGAUAAUCGACCUUACAGCGGCAGCGUGGACGUCUCUGUAACGGAUCCCAGUGGAAGUACUGUCGAUAUCCAGCCCAGGAAAAAUUCAGGAAUCGUGCUGUCAGACUUCCACUUAUCCCAGACUGCUUCCCUUGGACAGUGGAUGAUCACAGCCACUGUGAAUGGUUUUACUGAUGAGAAAACAUUCACUGUGGAUUAUUAUGAACCACCUCCCUUUGAAGUUCUGGUCAAUGUGACUCCACGGGUUCUAGUUGGAGAUCAGGUCUCUGGAACCGUCAGAGCUCUGUACAUUAAUGGGAAGCCACUAGAGGGAACAUUAAAUAUUUUAAUCAGUCUUUCUAAGGACGGCCCAAGUGCUCCAUUCUCACUAAGUCAAAGCAAAGAGAUUUUUGGGUCAGCGCAGUUUUUCUUCAGUGGAGAUCAGCUCCAGGUUCUGCACACGUCAUCAGACAACAGUGACGUCACUGUCUAUGUUCAAGUCUCCGUCACUGACAUUCAUCAAAGUUUGAAAGUGAACAAAACAGUUGAAGUGCACUUUUUGAAGAAUAUGUUCCAGCUGGAAUUCCAUGAUUUUCCACGUACGCUGAAGCCAUCAUUGUACUUCACAACAACACUGAGGAUCUCCAGGUAUGACAGGAAACCUUUGAGCCCUUUGGAUCUGAAGUACCCUGCUGAGGUUAAAGUCACACAGAGAACAUCCGACACGGAUGCUGAACCUGCUACGGUGACGCUCCCAGUGCCCGAGGACGGGAACGUCCCCAUUAAGUUCAGAUUACACGAUGAAGUAGUGUUGCUUUUCAUCCAUGCCAGAUAUGAAUCCAGCACAGAGACGCUGAAGCUCCACAAGACCCACUCGUCUCCUAGUGGCUCAUACCUACAGAUCUCUCCAAUCAGCAAUUUACCUGCACAGGUUGAAUCACAACUUGAAAUAAAAGUGGAGAAAACGUUUCAAGCAACCAGCUUUCACUAUGUGGUGAAGUCUGGAGGUGAUGUGGUGGAUGCUGGAACAAAGACAUCCUCCUCCUUUUUUCUACACCCAACCACAUCCUGGGCUCCGAUGUCCUGUUUCACCAUCUACUGUGUCCUUCCAGAUGGGGAGGUCACUAGUGACACGGUGCACGUACCCUUCCAUGAAACCAACCAUGUUCAUAUGAAGUGGAGCAGUGACAAGGUCCAACCUGGAGAGGAGGUGACUCUCACUCUGACUGUCCUUGAACCCUGGUCCUACGUGGGAAUCAUGGUGCUUGCGACAGAUACUGAAGCUCCAGAAGGGGAUCAGGACAUGAAACUGCUGAAGGAGUGUAAUGUUGAGAUGCUGACCAACACCAGAGAGUACAACACAGAACAGCCUGAUGGUCUCCAAACAGAUGGAGAUGUCCUCAUGCUGCAGAUGUUUUGGAGACCCUGGAUCGAUGUCACUGAGUCCUGGCUGUGGUUGAACACAAACGUUAGAGAUAAAACACAGACAGAUCUGAAGGUGACCGUGCCCGAUGGAGUCACGUCUUUGAGAGCCGUGGCUCUGGUGAUGUCAGAUAAUCUGGGUUUGGGUUUUACUCCUGUGCCAGAAAAGCUGACUGUGUCCAAAGAAUUCUCCCUGUGGCUGGAUGUUCCAUCACACCUGAUCAGAGGAGAAGAUCUGGUACUGGAGGUGAAAGUCUUCAACCAUCUCGACAGGGACAUCAAGGUCAUGUUGUUGAUAUCACAAAGUGAGACCUUUGAGUUCAUUUUGGCCGAGUGGGGGGGCCUGUCUGUGGUAAACAGUGAACAGCUGUCCAUGGGGAGACACAGUUUUGCUUCAGCUCUGUUUCCCAUAAGGCCAAAGGCUCUCGGCAGAAUGGAGAUAAAGGUGGACGCCGUAUCUGCUACGGCCUCGGACCACCUGUUUCAGACCGUGUCCGUCAAGCCGGAGGGAGUAGAACAAACCUUCUCAGAGACGCUGUUCCUGGAACUGCUACCAGGGAAGCUGAACAAUUCCAGGUCCAUCUCCUUCUCCUUUCCACCAGAUGUGGUGCCGGGCAGCCAGAGGGCCCACGUGGCAGUGGUUGGUGACAUCUUGGCCUUGUCCAUCAACAACCUGGACGCUCUGGUGCAGAUGCCUGUUAGCUGUGGAGAGCAGAACCUAGUCCACUUUGCUCCAAGUGUUUAUGUUCUCCAGUACCUGAAACUGUCGUUCCAGGACAAUGAGGAGCUCAGCAGCAGGGCUUUGGGCUACAUGAUGGAGGGAUAUCAGAGGCAGCUGUCGUACCAACGGGACGAUGGUUCUUUCAGUGCUUUUGGAGCCAGUGACGCCUCGGGGAGCACAUGGCUGACGGCCUUCGUGCUGAGGUGUUUCCUCCAAGCUCAGUCCUUCAUGCCAGUGGAUCAGAAUGUCCUGACCAGGGCCAUAACCUGGCUUCUGGACCAGCAAGGAUCCCAGGGUGAGUUUCGAGAAGCGGGUAGGGUGAUUCACACGGAGAUGCAGGGCGGACUGGACGACGGUCCCGUGGGCAUCACUGCUUACGUGGUGGCGGCUCUACUUCAGGACAAGACCUACAUGAACAUGUUUGAAGACAACGUGUCCAAGGGUCUGAAGUACCUGGAGAAGAAGGUGCUUGGUGGAGUUGUCAGUAACUACAGCCUGUGUCUGGUAGCUUAUGCUUUAGCUCUGUCCAGUCCAUCAGUUAACGUCGCCCUGGAGCAGCUCCACAUGAGAGCUGGUGGCAAAGCACGUAGGGGCCUCAGACGACCCAGUCACCUGGAGAAGGUCAAGGACAUGCCCAUAAUUCAGCUGGCUGCUGUGGCAGAUAUAUGGCUGCUUUCGAGAAGUGAGGAUGAACCGGUUGUCUUUCUGGGUGGUUGCAACCCAGAACCCGGUCACGUCACGACUUGGGUGUCCUUUGCUGAUCUGGAGUCACAUGACUGGCAGCGGUCUUCGGUGCAGAAUGAGAUGGCGUCCUAUGUGCUGCUGGCUCUGUACCUGCAUGGCAGCUGGGUGGACGGCAUCGAGCUCAUGAAGUGGUUGAGCAAACAAAGAACAUAUCUUGGCGGCUUCGGGACCACGCAGGACACCGUGGUCGGCCUUCAGGCUUUGGCCCAAUACUCUGCUUUCAGUGGGGCCAAAGCCAUCGACCUGCAGCUCACUGUGUCCGUCCCGUCAACGUCGUCCGUGUCACACUUUCUGAUCAACUCCACCACCUACUUGGCGUAUCACAGCUGCGAGAUUGAUGCCCGCAAAGAUGUGCACAUGAACAUUCACUGGGAAGGACGAGGAUUUUCCUUAUUUCAGCUGAAUACCUUUUACAACCUGGACAGCCGAGUGUUUUCUGAGCCCACAGACGAUGAAGCUUUUGCACUGAAUGUGGAAAUAAUGGAUGAAGGAGACCAGGAGCACAUGGUGCUGUCUGUCUGCACCAGACUACAGGAGCGUGAGGAGAUAUCUCGGACAGGGAUGGUGAUGUUGGAUGUGGGUUUACUCACAGGUUUCAUUCUGUCUCCUGGAGCUGCUGCCCCAACAGAUCUGAUCAGAAAGGUGGAGAUAUUUCCUGAGAAAGUCAGCCUCUACCUCGACUCGCUGACCACGUCAGAGGUUUGCAUCAAACUUCCAGUCACCAGGAAGUACAAAGUGGCUCACGUGCGGCAAGCUGUGGUGUUGCUUUACGACUACUACGAGCCGCAGAGACGAGCCACACGGACGUACAACUCUGCUGUCCUGCACAAACUGGACGCCUGUUUCUUCUGUGGAGAAGACUGUCGCCUCUGCAGCCCAGGAAUCACUGUCACCUUUUCAUCCACCUCAUCUCCAGAAAUCAGCGGGGUAACCUACGUCCUGGACUGCCUGUUCAUCGUAGUCUCUUUAUUUUUCUUGUAGUGCAUCCAGAUAAAAAAAAAAAA
Messenger RNA from Thalassophryne amazonica, 4325 nucleotides. It is a transcript of the gene cd109, whose product is annotated as CD109 molecule. Gene Ontology annotation, cellular component: extracellular region. The transcript is spliced from 33 exons. Gene Ontology annotation, molecular function: endopeptidase inhibitor activity. The record is from RefSeq and is a predicted model, not a curated record. The coding region runs from base 1 to 4302 and encodes 1433 amino acids. Lineage: Eukaryota; Metazoa; Chordata; Actinopteri; Batrachoidiformes; Batrachoididae.